This is a messenger RNA of Clarias gariepinus (North African catfish), 929 nucleotides long. RefSeq names its product heat shock factor binding protein 1a (gene hsbp1a). The record is from RefSeq and is a predicted model, not a curated record. Gene Ontology annotation, cellular component: nucleus; cytosol. The transcript is spliced from 4 exons. Gene Ontology annotation, biological process: cellular heat acclimation. Gene Ontology annotation, molecular function: transcription corepressor activity. Bases 117 to 350 code for a protein of 77 amino acids. Lineage: Eukaryota; Metazoa; Chordata; Actinopteri; Siluriformes; Clariidae.
UGCGCGUUCCUGUGUGGGCAAUCAGUCGCCUACGCACUAAGGUGCAGAUAAAUCAGUAAAGAGCGCUCAUUCUGACAUUUUCUCUUGUCACACACACGUUCACACACUCUCUCGACAUGUCUGACACGGAGCCCAAAUCAGCGCAGGAUUUAACCGUCGUGGUGCAGAGCUUACUGCAGCAGAUGCAGGACAAGUUCCAGACCAUGUCCGACCAGAUUAUCGGAAGAAUCGACGAGAUGAGCACCCGCAUCGACGACCUGGAGAAGAACAUCUCCGACCUCAUGACUCAGGCAGGCGUGGAGGAGUUUGACGGAGAGAAUAAAAUCAGCGAUGCGUCAGGAACAGCUUGAUGAAGACAAAAAGCUGCAAGUCGAAUAAGUGCAUGAGUUACAGCAUACACAGUUUUGGUACCGGAAGAACCCUCGUACGUUUCGGGAGCGUCCUGCGAUCUGUAGCCCGUGUGACGUCAUGGAUGUUCCUCUCUAGGCCCCUUACCCCCCGCCAAAAAUAACCUUUUCCUUAAUUGUGGUGACGAGUAUUUAUUUGUUUAAUCCUUUAAUUCAUGUGUCUCUUCACAAAUUCACGCUGCAGAAAUCCUACGUGCUGAACUUUUACCACAACAGCGAAACAGAAGAACAAAUAGACAUCUUAUUAAACAAACACCUGACGUACUGUGAAUUUACACUCAGAUUUCCAGCAAAUGUAUUGGUGCUGUUCAUACGAGUUUCUGCAAAGAUCACUGGAGAGCUGAUCACUUUAACACCCAGCGUGAUUAACUGUCUCUGAAAUACUGUAAAAGCAUGUUUUCUUACUACAAACAAGCUAAGAUGAGGUGAGACAUUUAUAACGGUUGUAAGGGUUUAAUUCAGUGUUACAGUGUCAACUUAAAAGGUCUUUUCUUGAAUAAAAUGUAUGACAUGAUAAGUUGU